Messenger RNA from Penicillium antarcticum, 1245 nucleotides. RefSeq lists its product as uncharacterized. Lineage: Eukaryota; Fungi; Ascomycota; Eurotiomycetes; Eurotiales; Aspergillaceae. The record is from RefSeq and is a predicted model, not a curated record. The coding region runs from base 1 to 1245 and encodes 414 amino acids. The transcript is spliced from 7 exons.
AUGAAGUUCCUCCUGUUUUUCACUCUUUUAACCCUACUGGUCGUGAGCCUGCACGCGGCUGAGACCACCACAUUCCCUUCUUGCGCCCUUGAGUGCAACACAGCAUUGUUCUCAGGAUGCUCGCUGACCAGCAAUACGACAUGCUUUUGCGAGAGUGACACGCGUCCGACCGCGCUGCUGAACUGUGUGGAGAGCAAGUGCACGACUAAGGAGUAUUUUACCACCAGACGGCUCUACGAACAGAAAUGUGAUAUCACGCCCCUCCAAGGCCCUUCGCUCGUCCAGGGCGGAACUAUGGUGCCUCUUGUUCUCGCCACGUUUUUCUUCGUGGCGCGAAUGAUCGCCAAGAGCAGCGGCCUAGCUGGUGGCUGGGGAUGGGAUGAUUAUACGAUCAUCGUUUCUUUCGUUCUCGGCAUUGCCAUUUUCGUCCUGAAUAUUUACAUGGUGAAAUUUGGCUUCGGUCGGAAUAUUUGGGAUGUCCCAUUUGACGACAUUACCAUGUUCUACAAGUGUUUCCAAGGUCUCGCCGUGAUGUAUAAAAUCCAAAUCUCUCUCGCCAAGAUCUCGGUUUGUCUGUUCAUGCUGCGAAUUUUCCAAGCUCGCAAGUUCCGUUAUAUGUCCUAUGCACUCAUGGGUCUCAACGCCGCUACCGGCAUCACUUGGGCCUGUGUGGAUUCAUUUCGUUGCUUGCCUACGUAUUUGACAUGGACUGGCUGGAUGAAUGAGGAGCAAGGAAAGUGUAUUGACUUUAUCACUUCCAUUCUCAUCAACUGUCUGGUCAACAUCUUUCUUGACUCAAUCUUGAUUGUCAUGCCCGUGUAUGAAGUGAUCAAGUUGCAGUUGCCCUUGAAGAAGAAGCUGACUGUGGCACUGAUGUUUGUCGUUGGUUCAGUUCUUACCAUCAUCGCUAUUAUUCGAGUCGUCGUCUUCUGGAACAACCGCUGGGGUGCUAACCAGACUCUUGGUCUAUACCCACUCAUUCGCUGGUCAGUCAUCGAAACUCAGAUUUCCGUCCUGUGUGCCUGUCUCCCUGCAUUCAGAGCCCUCAUCGGUCGGUGGUUCCCUGCUCUUCUGGGAGGCUCCAAGGGCCGAACAUAUCCUUCAAACACGGAGGAGUAUACCAGGCAAACCGACGGCAACAGCAAAAUCAACAAGUCUGUCACCUACUCGGUGAACUAUGCCGCGCGCUCAGACACAAACAGCGAGGUGGAGUUGGUGGAUAUGGAUGCGAAGUACGCUCGAUGA